AUGAAUAACAACAGUAUACAUGUUACGUUAUUUGAAGAUUUACCAGUUGAAAUUUUAUUAAAAAUCUUUCAUUUACUCUCACUUGACGAACUUGUAACAAAAUUUCUUGGUCUCAAUACUUAUAUUAAUUUGGUAAUUCAAUCUUUAACACAUAUCAAACAUACAAUAAUCAAUAAUGACACUAACGCUAUUGAUCUUCGACAUUUAUUUGCAACUCAGAUCGAUCGAUUGAUUAUUACACGUUCUCCAUCAGUUGAUUUCACUUCGUUAAAUAAUUUACGAUCACUCACAAUAAAAUAUGGCACAGUUAAGCAAUUAUAUGAUAUUUUGCCACAGCAUUUUCCUCGAUUAGAGAUCCUACACAUUAACGGACUAGAUGAUGUGUCUGCUGCUAAUGCAAGAGAAAGAAUAAUCUCUGAUUUAUUCAAAAUUAUCUUUUCUAAUCGAUUUCCGCGACUUCGAAUAUGCACGGCAACACAAAUUGGAAUUCUAGUAUCGAAACCAGAGUGGACGAAAUCACCUGCUCUUCUAUAUCUACAACUAGAUUCAGCAACGGCACAUGUUCGUGAUCAAAUUUACUCUACAUGUCCAAAUCUACGAUCGUUCAAAAGUUUCUUACCUCCAAUCUCAGCAGUUUCAUUAUCAACGUUCAGUCCUUACGCGAAGCGUUUGCAUUACGACCUCAUGAAAAUACAACAAUGGAAAUCUGAAAAUCGGUUUAUACUUGAUUAUUGUUCGACGUUCUACAAUGGUAGACCUCCGUCUCACUUCGGCGACCUGCCAACAAUUACUCGGCUCUUUGAUAGUACAGAUAAUAUUUUUAUUUUGGGCCGAAUUCUACCAAAUAAUACUCCAUAUAAUUCCGGUUCAUUUCUCAUCAAAAUAACGGUACUCAGUGAUUACCCGUUUCAGUCGCCUGUAGGAUGUUUUUUGGAUCCAAUCUAUCAUCCAAAUGUUCGGGCGAAUGGUAGACACUGCUGCAACUGGAUAGGUCCCCAUUUCCAAUGGACACCAACUUUUACACUAGUCAACCUUGUCAAUAGUAUCAUUCAUAUCAUUGAGAAUCCUGACUUACAAAAUCAUCGCGAUAUUGACAUUGCUAACGAAUACCAAAAUAACUACGAACGAUUCUAUGAUAAAGCAUUGAAGUGUACAUUGAAAUAUGGACGUCCACGUAUUUAA
Messenger RNA from Adineta ricciae, 1182 nucleotides. The record is from the annotation of a GenBank genome assembly. Lineage: Eukaryota; Metazoa; Rotifera; Eurotatoria; Adinetida; Adinetidae.